UGAGGAAGUACAUAAGCUCGGACAGAAAUAGUUGCACAACAGACUAAACGCAAUAAAGUUCAAUAACGGUUUGUGCUGGGAUACCAACUGCUACAAAAUAAAAUCUCCUAUAAAAUGGCUGAUGAAAAUGGAAAGGACAGUUCGUUAGACAGAAGAAGCAGUAUUGCUGAAUCGUCAGAUUCGUAUGACUCAUAUUUCACAGCAGAGACUAGCAUCCCCUCGGCAACGAUCUUUAGCGAAACUAUCUCCUCGAUACGUACCGAAGAAAGUACAAACGUACAAGAACUUAUUCAAACAGCGCUAGGUGAAAUACAACCCGACGCAUAUAUUGAUUUCAAUAGCAGUUUCACUCUUUUUGACGGAAUUGCAUCUAUUACAGGCAAAGCGUCGAAUGAUGUUAAAGCUGAAGUCAUAGAAGUUCUUAAAACCCAUAGAAAGCAGUUUCAGAUUAUUCUUAAGCUGUUCAACAAGGAUGAAAAUACAAGCACUGCCAGCAUGAAUGAAAAGGAACAGCUACGGUUAGAGAGAGAAGCAUAUGACCAUCUUAUUACUCAGUGCAAUGAUAUUGAUAGCCUAGAAAAAAAAUACAUAUUUCCAGUCAUAUUUGCUGCGGCAACAAUCAUCAACGUGCCAAUAUACAUUUUCUGCGAAGCAGACUAUGCAAAAUUUACAUGGCAGUUUUUCCCGCCACGUUUCGAGUUUCCAGAUCAACCUCAGCCACCUAUUGUUUCUUACAUGACGAUAUACAUGUCACCUGAUGGCAAGUUCUCCCAGAUCACAAUAGAAAAUGUUCCAAAAUCGAACGGAAUACUUGGAUAUUUCCUCGAAACACUUGAAGCAACUGCUGCUUGCGACAUUGACCUGCCUAAACAAUUGCUAAACAUUUCAAAGGAUAAGAAAGACGAGAUGAUACGCCGGGGAAGUAAGACAUCCCUUAGACAAGCGUGUAAUCUUUUGGGCAACACUUUAAGACUGGACUCCGCCGGAAUAGGAGAUAGCAAUAAUGACAAAAAUGGCGAUGAUAUUAUGGAACAUCUUCUCCUACACAAUUCAGAGGAGGAUUUUUUGCUUUACUGCAAGAUACUGAUCAAGUCUAGUGACUUCAAGGCGUUAGAAGUUGGCAUAUCAGACUGGGAUGCAUUCGUUGCAGAAUGCGAAUAUACUCGAAGGUUUAUGACACUAAGCGAACUGGACCAAGUGGUCGUUGAAAGAAACAUUGAAGUAGGAAGACUUGUAAGAGCAUGCAAAGAAGGUGGAGAAGAGUUAGACAAAAGGAGAAAAACUGUAAACAGAACUGUUAUUGCGAGCUCUACCGUAGGACUGAUUUGGCGGUGGACUUGCAAUUACCGGUCUUGCGCUGGCUCCCUUUAGUUUUGGUGCAUCCUUGGGAUUAACUAUUGCAGGUGGAGCGAUUGGUGUAGCAGCCGGAGCAACAUCUGGAGGUGUUAGAUCAGUAGAAGCCGUCAAACAGAACACUAAAAUAAAAGACAUAAAAGGAAAACUGACAGUUGUGGAAAAAUUGGAAACAGAUAUAUCUGGAAAACUGAAAAUGGCCCAAGAAUCGUUUAGUAAUACAAACUUUGCUCUGGACAGGGUUCCACAAGAAAUACCAGGAAUAAGCAGGCGUGGAUUUAUGGCUGUUGGCUCAGCAGCCAGAUCUGUUCAUUCAGGUGUGAGUAUUGCCCUUGCAGCAGCGAGACUUUCCGCAACAACCGCGUCAUUUUCUGCAGCUAUAAUAGGACCACUAUCUCUUGUGUUUGAUAUUGCAUUCCUAGCCGAGGCCAUUGCCAACACACGAAAAGGGGACAGAACCAAUGCGAGUAAAAAGUUGAAAGAUACUGCUGCAACGGUUGAUGUAAAGCAUAGAGUUUUCAAUAGUGUGGUACGUGGAAACUGUUUUGACUUAUACAGAUUAGUUGUAAUUGAAACUAUUUAAAGUAGUCGAAGAAGCAUUGUUUUGUAUUUAAUUACAACAUCACAUGGAAACUAAUAAUGAGAAUCAAUCAAAUAUGUAUUAAAUAGGAUAACUGUAUAUCUCUACCGAAAAAACACUAAAUAGUGUUUCAACGCUUAACGUUUUGAUGAUUUAAUGUUACAAGAUGUAUCGAAUUCCUUGUUCAAAUGAGUCGGUAUCUUCAAUCACUUAGAGCAUAUAUCUAACGACUGAAGGUACCGUUGCAUCACAAAAGAAACUAGAAGCUAUACGGUAUGUUCCAUUUAUUAUAUAAUUAAUUUAUGUCUAUAAUAUAUGUUCUUGAAAUUUGAUAUGUAAAUAGUUUAAGAAAUAUGUUUCGCAAUACAGGAACUCAAAUAACAUGGAUUAAAGUAGAAGUGGAGAAACAAUCUGCACAAUACCUAUUUCGCUUAAAGACAUACAAUGUAAAGUGCGAUUUCAGUUUGAAAGUGAUCAAUUUAAGGAAACACUUUGAACAAUAUCCUUUUGUGCUGUUGAAAUACCAAUGUAGGGAAAAACGUUGUAAAUUAUGAUUUGUGCUAAAGACGUUCACUCUACAAUAAUAAGGUUUGAAAGCUGGCAUGACAGUUUAGUAGACUUAUUGGCUGAUGUGUUAUUUUCUUCAUUUCGAAAUGACGCACAAUAGAGUUCUUUUGUAAAACUA
Messenger RNA from Mercenaria mercenaria, 2618 nucleotides. RefSeq lists its product as uncharacterized. Lineage: Eukaryota; Metazoa; Mollusca; Bivalvia; Venerida; Veneridae. The transcript is spliced from 6 exons. Bases 115 to 1371 code for a protein of 418 amino acids. The record is from RefSeq and is a predicted model, not a curated record.